This is a messenger RNA of Aspergillus versicolor CBS 583.65, 846 nucleotides long. RefSeq names its product cell division control protein 14. The transcript is spliced from 2 exons. The record is from RefSeq and is a predicted model, not a curated record. Bases 1 to 846 code for a protein of 281 amino acids. NCBI's taxonomy places the organism in Eukaryota, Fungi, Ascomycota, Eurotiomycetes, Eurotiales, Aspergillaceae.
AUGGAGGCAUUACUGGCGCAUUCGUUCGACUACCUCUCCUCCUACGAGCCAACCAAAGUGCGCAAAGGGUUGCGCCAGGUUGAAGGGCUGCUUGCGCAGAUUUGUUUGUCCAGGGCGAAACGGCCAGUGUCAGACAAACGGGGUUCGUCGCUAUUAUUUGACGCUCCACAGUCGGGCUGUAAAGCCUUGUCAGAGCUCAGAGAUGACCCGGCAUUCAGAGAAUUCUUCAAGCUCCAGGAUGGAUUCCAAUGGAACGGUCAUCUUCUUGGUCGCGGUAGCAGUGGUACCAACGACCUGCUCAUUUUAUCCACCCUGGACUUGAUACAGGGCGUGCUAUUGCUCCAUCCACCUUCGCGGAUUUUGUUUGCCCGCGAAAUAUACAUGAACCUGCUGCUAGAUCUUUUGGAUCCCAUCAAUUGCCCUGCAAUCCAGUCGGCGACCCUCCUCACGCUAGUCACUGCACUCCUAGACCACCCAGCCAACACACGGACCUUUGAAGAGCUGGAUGGACUUCUCACGGUGACAUCGCUCUUUAAACAGCGCUCGACCGCUCGCGAAGUCAAGCUGAAGCUAGUUGAAUUCCUUUACUUUUAUUUGAUGCCAGAAACCGCUUUGACCUCGGCAAAUGUUCCUAACACUGGUAUACCACGCAGCCCUAGCAAGCUGGGCGGUGGCCCUUCACCAAGGACCGCCAAUACCCCAGGAGCUCAUAACGGUACUAAGGGAAAUCGCGACACACGCACAACUGAGGAGAAACAAUCUCUCCUGGGAAGAUAUUUGAACAACGUUGAAGAUCUCGUGGAGGAUCUCAAGGAAACGGCACCGUUUGGUGCUACGGUUUAUUAA